Varroa destructor (honeybee mite) is the source of this 8218-nucleotide messenger RNA. It is a transcript of the gene Yod1, whose product is annotated as Yod1 deubiquitinase. Lineage: Eukaryota; Metazoa; Arthropoda; Arachnida; Mesostigmata; Varroidae. Gene Ontology annotation, molecular function: cysteine-type deubiquitinase activity. Gene Ontology annotation, biological process: protein deubiquitination; ERAD pathway; endoplasmic reticulum unfolded protein response. The record is from RefSeq and is a predicted model, not a curated record. Gene Ontology annotation, cellular component: cytosol; nucleus.
GUUUUUAGUAUUAGUCGGCUGAGUCAGUGAGCGUUAUUGCUGCUGUUGGUCUGUGCAACAUUACCCUGGUAGUCGUCCACAUUGCACCCACACGGAGAGAGACUCGAGUAGUCGUAGGGACACAGAGUGAAUCGCGGUGCAGUGCUUAAUCGUGACUGUGAGAGCUGGUUGGGGUGACGGAUAUUUGUUCUUUGUGUAUAUUAUAUGACUACGGUGUACAGAUUUGUCAGUGCCACGUACCCGAAUGUAACGACGUCUCCCCAACGAUCUCCCAUUUGUCCCCCAUUCAUGACAACGUCGUGAACCUCUCAGUCGAGAUACGAAAGCCCGAUCGUAUGUACAAGCGCAGGAUGAAUUAGAGCUUGCUGAGAGCAUUGGACACGGCAACCAUAAAAAUAAACCAGAAAAUAAAAGCCACCUUGUCUAAAACUAGCUGAAUAAUUCCAGGACUUCGAGCCCGGAUUACAGAAAGGACAAGAGGUUCCAAGUAGAGUGUGACAUUAGGCGGAAACAGUGCGCUGCUGGUGAAAUUGUGCGCGGUGGGGCUCAGUCUUACUCAACUCCUGUCCUAUUGCGUGAAAUGCAUAUAGAGGAAAAUACAUAGUGGAAGUCGAUUACUCCUUUCAGUUCAAUAAGGAGAAAAUAUCGUUUAUAAUAUUCGCUUAUAAAAGAAAAAAACGACUAGUUCAAUAAUUUCGCCUGCCAUUAAAUAAGCUGAUGCGUUAAUUUAUCGAAGUGUGUGACCAUUCUUGUGGACUCAUCUUAAAAACUAGAGUUGCUUCUUGAACAUAUUGGGCCGUCAGUAUCUCGACAACGAGUUGCUCUGUUUUUACUAUCCGUUAAUAGCUCGACUGUUUUCGCUAAUUUCUGGAAGACUCUAGUUGUUCCCAUAGAAGCUCACGGUAUCUCCUCUAGAGAGCGAUGUCCUCCCAACCAAUCGUACUUCGUGUGCGCACAAAGGAAGGACAGCAUCGAGUAGAUUGUCUCACAUCAGAUUCAACCGUAGCAGAUCUUAAAGGGGUGCUACUGUCAUUGUCCGGGGGUUCGAUAGGACGUGUCCUAUCGGGCUAUCCUCCAACCGCGUUAACGCUCAACGAAGAGUCAUUGACGCUCGAACAAGCUCACGUAAGAUCCGGUGAUACGUUGAUCAUUGUCGAAGGCAAUGGGCAGCAAAACUUUGCUAGCGUGCCCUCAUCUGUGGCGCCUACGCAACCCGCCAUUGACGAGCUUAAUAACAGUGUUGGUCCAGCUGCAGCCUCCGGACAUCUGUCCCUGUUAGCGAGCUCUGACAUUGGUAGUAGCUCACUAGAAGUUCGACAUGACUCAGUGUCUCGUCAGGGGGUCCUAUUGCGUCGACCGGUGCCCGCCAACAACUCGUGCUUAUUCACGUCAAUAUACUUCGCUCUUAGCGGUGGCGAGUUCAAUUUGCGUGCAGGUGCAAACCUUCGGCAAAUUAUCGCCGACGCCGUCGCAGCAGACUCGAUCACGUACUGUGAGGCGUUUCUAGGUAAACCAAAUCGAGAGUACUGCACGUGGAUUCUAAACGAGGAGCACUGGGGAGGCGCUAUAGAGUUGGCUAUCCUGUCGAAGCACUUCAAAACGGAAAUGGUGGCGGUCGAUACACAGAAUGAGCGACUGAAUCGGUUCGGCGAGGACGAAAACUAUGGCCAGCGAAUACUCCUGAUCUAUGACGGAAUCCACUAUGAUCCAUUAUUGCUUGAAUAUUCCGAUGGAUCCGGCAUUCGUACCACAUUUAGCACAGACGAUCACAUGAUUUUAGCCUUGGCUUUAGAGGUGGCCCAAGAAGCAAAAAGGUCCGGUCAAUUUACCGAUGUACAGAACUUUACGUUGCGUUGCCUUGAGUGCAAUCGGGGUGUGGUCGGCCGGGCGGGUGCUCAGGCGCAUGCAAAAAGCACGGGCCACAACAAGUUCGACGAGGUGUAAUCGUCCUAAGUACAUCCAAUCACUGUUAUGAUGGCAUCCUUACUAUGGAAGAUAUCUGCUCUUUUUCACCACACGUCACAACGAAAUGAAAAUAGAAAGAGUUUAGCAAGCAGUUUUUGGACACGAUCGCUUCGGAUCCUGGCCUCUUUAGCCUGCACUUUUGCGGUGAAUAUUUGAUUAAACGUCAUCGAAGCUGUGCGUUAAUUUGAGUUAAAUGCCAAUAUUACACAGACGUAGGGUUUUCAGUGGUUGCGCCGUUGUUUGAGGAGGAGGAUUUUCGCUGGGUCUACCGUUCCAAGAAGACAGCGUUUGAAAAUUAUCAACGAAGCCCUAGGUAGCAGACCCGUGCUAAGAGUUAACGUCCCGGUGAACUAAGUACAUGUAGCGAGACCUAGAAAGUAAUGCAAUGCUGAUGUUUGAUAGACAAAAAGCUCAUGUUUGCGAGUGUGCGUAAGCUGAUGGUGGGAGCAAUUCAACAAAGAAACAAAAAGCGACGAGUCCGUCGAGAACAUCAUGAGUGAAUGAGUGUACGAAAACAAACCUUAUAUGCAGUAGAUGAGUCACAAAUAUUAUGUACGAGAUGUAAAUCUGGAUAUACACCGAUAACGAAUAUGGAUAUAAACCCAUAUGGGCAAAAACCCAUAACUGAGCUAUAUACAAGAUUCAUUCAAAGGGGCGGAGUAUAUUGCAGCAGUUAAAUUCUUACGCACUGAUAUUGCUAAUUGCCAUAAUCCUCAUAGCAGAUUCUAUUCUUGAUAACGAAACUGAUGGGAAUAUGAUUGUCGGGUCUUGCGCUUCCAUAGAGGUACCUCGAAGAAGUUGCGUCGGAGCGAAGAAAGGCUCUAACGCACACUGAAAAGCAGUACCGAUAUUUUCGCCUAUUACCCCUACAUUGUAUUCACAAAAUAUAAGCGCAGGAGACUCGGAGUAACUAAACGACAAAAUACUUAAUAACAAGAAUCAAGAAUACCAUAACUAGUGCGAUUGAUCAUAUAUGCUAGCUUUGUAGUUUUGCAAUGAAUAGAUUUAAGGGACGAACGAAACGUGCAUGAAUUACGCCGUUCUUAAUUCAGUCCAAUGUAAGGCAGUCAAUAUAGAUCUGCCUCGGAAGAAUAUGAUCAGUUUGCUAGUGGGCUUUGUCAACAUGACAUUGGGCUAAACGUUACAUUGACUUAUGCAUAGUGAUUGUAUGCCGAUGAGAUAAUGAUCCCCUCCCCUCCUCUUGCCUCCCCUCCCACCCUCUUCUAAAUCUGCAAGGCAACAACAAAAGGCAUCAAUAAGAUAAACAUUUUUUACAUAUGACAUUACUCGAAUUACACGUGACCAGUAAAUAACACGACGAAAAAUUAACUUUUUUUCUGCAGAUGGGGUAAGAGAUACAAACAACGCGUUCAAGCACAUUUUUUCAGAUGUCAUCCUCUUUUCCGUCGUAGAUCCUGUAGGGAGCAGGAUUUUUGCCCUAGUAUUAGACUUAUUUUCAUUUAGCUUGUACAAUAGAGUUUGGUCUACGUGCACACUUUAAGGCAUACACGUUUGGCUAAACUUAGUUUUUCCGAGGCUCUUGAAGUUUCUUAGAAGUGAUACUCAGAGGAGUUAUUUUCGUAUCUCGCUAGGAACGCUUGUGCAAUCGCGCUAAUUGAGAUCAGGGUUUCUGUAUUUUUAGCUAUCUUUUCGCUCUAUGCCGGACAACAAUAAAAUGAUUAUCUAGAACAGUAAUAGUAAUAAAACAACAACGAUGUGCACCGUUAUCUGUGAUCUACAACAAAGACCUUAUGGAGGAAACCUUAGAAAAUGGCCACAUUUAGCCGGUACAUGUUGAGUCUCAAGUUUGUGCAAAAUUACAAAGUCAGUUUCAUAUACAUGAACAGUUAAAUUCAAUUAGCUAGAAGACGAAACUAAUACACCUUGUGCAUAUACCAUGUAUUGCCACGCAAUGCAAGCAACGGGAAAAUGAAAAACUGUAGCCUUUCUACGCGUCCAGUACAGAGUCGAAAAAGAGCCGUGCACGAUCAUUGGCAGCUACAACGUUAUCCCACACAAAUCGAUUGAUUAUGAUACUGUUUUCGCAUGAGGACCACGUGCUCGUCACUAACUUGACAGCGUACUUCUACUAGGCAGCGGCCAAGAAGCCGUCAUUGCCUAGCGGACAGAUCGAAUGAGACAUGCUUUCCUCAACAACUCAGUUUGAAUCGCUAUUCUGAUAGUGUCGUUGAUGUGAUAUGUAUUUGUUAACAUGUUUAAUACGAUGUUUUAUUUGCCGAGUGCAAAUUUACGAAAUGUGCGAAUUUAAUUUAUAACCUUGUGGAACAGAUUGAUCCAUUGGCUGAUCAGGAGCAAAAAACAAUAUGUUUAAUAACUUUGAACAGAAAGUUUGUCUCUGACGCUCGAACGAUUGCUAUUGUGCCCGGUAAAGAGAGCCUAACUAACUAGAUUCAAGCGUAUACUCGAUACGUAUUAUGUAACUUUUUCGAAGAUGGAGUAACAGUUGAUUGUUAUUGUAGAACUGUGCAAACGCGAUGCUAAUGCGUACUGGUGACAUUGUUGAAGUGGCGGCGCGAAAUGUGUUUGUUUUUAUGUUCGGGCACGGGUAUCAAUUGUAAACUAUACACAAGCGCCGGAAUCUGUUUAGAGUUAUUUAGGUUAGGAGAAAUAGACCUAGUAGAAUCUUAGUUUUUUUGAAUGUAAUAAAAUGGGACACGCAAACAUAUUGAACUCGUAUAAAAUUAAAUGAACAGUUCUGCGAAUGAUGACAGACAAACAAUUCGUAUCAGAUGAAUAAAUCUUGUGUCGUUACAGGUGUUUGUACGUGCUCGGAAUAGACAAUAUGGGAGACGCUUUGAAAUUUUGCAUAUAAAUAAAAUAACGGCAGCCUCAUAAUAUUUAUUUCAACUUUUCGACUAACAGCUGAACAUUACGUUCUGUAUGCAUGUUUGAUGAACUGCGAACCAGACCAGAUCAACUCGUAACUACCCACAGAACACAUUUUCGGUUAUCUAGUGAUUAAAGUGACUAGUAAAGUGAUGAUCGUUGCCAUAGCUAUGAAAGAAAACUAAUUCUAAUUUCUGCUUUGCGCUAAUUUCAAUACAUUCUUGAACACUUUCAACAUCAGUUCAGCUGACUACUUUUUGCCCAUCAACAUUUCUUAUCUUGACUGUACCCAGAAGGUCUCGUUAUGUAUCUGUUUUGGGCAUAUUCAGGUGACUCGAUCAGCUAAGCUGUGAGAGGCCCAUUGUCGAACAUGUUUUGGCUACGAGACUAAACUGAAACUCGCCCUGCAAUGUUACUCUUAUGCAUUAACUAAGAUCGUAUCUACUAAACACGUGAGAAUCCAGUCACAAUCUGGAAAAUAGAUAUUCAAUUAUAAAUUUUGUUUCAACAAUACUUGGUAGUGGCCCUUUCGAAGCAGUGCAGCCGUAAAUCUUGGCUAAUUUUGUCAUGCGAAAUUAAUAAGUUACGUUAAUAGAUAGCGAUGUUAACAUUGUCUCGUCCUAUUAGUGAGUCUAAUAUACAACGUAUAUCCGUAUCUUUAAUUGUUCUUCCUAAGAUAUCGUUGGUCAGAUCGGGGAUCCUACCCCCCUCCCCCCCCCCCGAAAAAAUACGUUUGGAGAUAAAAUUCAGUAUAUUCAACAGCGUUUUUCGUUUCUGUAGCUGCAGCGUGAUAUGUUAAAGAUAGUGAUACGACGUCACCGUAGCUCGAUUUAUGCCAGCCAAUAAAAUAAUUUUUUUUUUUAAAAUAGAAAUAGAUUUGCAUGCCUAUUCGAGGGACCGGGUGAGUCCAGGGGUUGGGUGAUACAAGCAAUAUUUUAUGCAUUCGGUUCGAAAAAAUAAUUCCUGUUAACUAUUGUUGUUAGGUUAAGAACUUAAAACUACUUAAAAGAACAAGUAUGAAGAAACCGUGGAAAUUAUACAUCGAUAUUAUAACAUCGAUCAGUGCAAAUGCUGUUGAGUCGCUAGAAAGUUCGUUAAUGUCUAGGAUAUAAGACAAGCCAAGACCUAAACGCUGUUAGGGUCCUAUCCAAUCGAACUCGAUCAAAUAUAAAUUGUCGACCGUUGAACUAUCCAGACAACAUGCACUUUGGAUAGGUGUCUUCAACACUAUCAAAUGGAUCUACUUUCGGAAUGGCAGUGAACAUGCGAAGUAGCAAAUAAAAUUUAUUUUAUCAUGCAACAAGAUAAUAUCAGCCACGGUAACUAAAAAGUGAAUGUGUUUGUUGUCACAUGUGUAUAUUUUAAGGGUUAGAAGAAAAAUAGCUCUACAGAAUCGACAUUAGAGUGCCAAUGGGUUUUAACUACCGCAAGCUCUCGCCAUUUCUUAAAAAUGAGAAUAAGUCAGUAACUAAAACGAGAGUUCGAUUGAAAAACGGUAAAAAAAAUGUACCCUUAUUUCGUCAAAGUUAAAAGGAAAGACAAAAGACAGGAAAAACAGUAGGUACAUUCAUGAUAGAUGAAUUUUAUUAGGGAUUAUUUCAAAUCACUAACGAUAGAUACCAGAAAGGUUACUAAGGCCACAUCACAGCGUAACAGCUUGCUUUAACGCAGGUGAAGAUCGCUUCCGUCCCUGUUUGCUAUAUAUAUAUAUAUAAAAGAUUGAGUACCGUGCAACAGACAUUCUAACAAAUUCAACUUCAACUUACAUGCAAAACCUUAACACAUAUAGUAAGACAAAUAUAUUUAUCACACGUAUCCGAGCUCUUCCAUCGCACUAAUCGAUUUGAUCGAAAAGAAGUCCAUCCACAUGCUUUUUUCGCCCUAAAAGGCUUUGUGGAUGAAACGGUGUUUUUGUAGUAAUGCAUAUGUUUAUUCGUAACUUGUUUAACGUACAUUCCACGUUCAUAGCAGCCUAUGAAUUCACAGAAUUAAAUCAAGCUCUAUGUAAAGAGAGUAGAGAAGCGUUAUGGAAGGGCCAUGAAUACGACACUGCACCAGAAAAGGGUUUUACUAGCAUUGCUAAGUUAUGCCGUGCUGCAUCAGUGGUUAAAUGUCGCAGCACACGAAAAGGCAAAUAAAAACUGUUUUAUAUUUAAUAAUUCUUACCAAUGAUUUUUGGAAAAUAACAUGGUAAACAAGACAGAGACAACGCGCCGUAUAAUCAUGAUGCAUUCUAUAAAGGCAUAUGUAGAUAGCAGCGUUGUUUGGAUCACUCAUUUGGCCUAAUCAGGAUAUUAAUAACAAUAAUUACAAAUUAGAAUAUGCCAAGUAUUGGGACGCAUGUGAGAAAACAAAUGGCUGGACACAUCAGUCUAUAAACUAUGUGAAAACAUUCUUUAACGCGAUGGAAACUGUAGUACAGUAUAAAAGAAGAUGCGAACGGUGCCACAGGCGAUUCUAGAACGUUACGGCAAUAACAAUAAAAUUGAGAGAACAGCUUAAAAUAAAAGUAAAGUACUGCUUAUAAUGUCAUUAGCAUGAAAAAUAGUACAUGAUCAAGUUCUCUUUAUUUUUUUCGAUAGGAUUCUCAGUGGACAAGUCAAACUAAAUAGAACAGCACAGACUAAAAUGCCUCAAAUACAAAUUUCCAGUUGACAAUAUAUACACAUAUAUAAAAUUUAGCUCAUUCUAAAUCUAACAAGUGUAUUAAUAUAUUGUACGUAAGUACGACUUUGAGAAGGAAAAACUCAUACAACUUUUACAAAUAAGGAACACUUCUGAUACACAUCGGUCGAUCCCAUGCUCAUGACUGAAUAUUUGCUACAAGUAAAUUUUGUUAUGCGUCUUUAAUUUAAAAAAAAGCACUAUCUCGAAUUAUUUGCGGUAGCAAAUUCUCAGGUCGACGCGAAUAAACAACUUCAGAGCUCCGUUCGGUAUAAAAGCUCAAUAGCAUGUUGGAGUUUACUAAAACGUUUAUAUUUUUUGUACGAACCCGAGUUUAGUCACACGUUCUUUUAGUAAUCCUUUCGCCUAAAGCUAACUUUGCCUACCAAAAAUAAUCAAAGUCAUUAAAGAGCUUUUUCGAGAUACACCGAAUACAUUAUAGGAUAACCGAAAUCAAAAGAACUGCUCAACCAAAGGAAGAGCUUCACAUAUAUAGGACAGUUUCCGUUAAAUAAAUAACUCGCAUGUAUUUAUAUUUCAAAGGCUGCGUUAGAAAAUAUCCAUCAAAUCAUUGGAUAAAUGGAAGUGGGCAAAAAUAUGAUUUAUGUUAGACUCAAUUCAAUUCCGUGACCAGAAUGCGCCUUGUUUUGUGUUCUUGGCUAUUUCUGCGUUCAGAUUUCCUUGACUAUUCAUAAUAUUAGUCGCGCUCCGACGUCAGUCCACGAGGGUGUCUUCUCUCAAU